Raphanus sativus (radish) is the source of this 1257-nucleotide messenger RNA. Its product is annotated as F-box protein At3g28330-like. NCBI's taxonomy places the organism in Eukaryota, Viridiplantae, Streptophyta, Magnoliopsida, Brassicales, Brassicaceae. The transcript has a single exon. Gene Ontology annotation, molecular function: protein binding. Bases 1 to 1257 code for a protein of 418 amino acids. The record is from RefSeq and is a predicted model, not a curated record.
AUGAAUUCCUUGGCAGAUGAUCUAUGGGCAUUAAUAUUUGUCCGAUUACCGCUAAAGAGCAUCGCCACUUUCAAACUGGUCUGCAAGAGAUGGAAAUCACUACUCGAAUCUCCCUUUCUCCGCAACCUUUUCCUUUCUCACCAUCAAAACUCGCAUUCUAUGUGGUCGCUCAUGCUGAAAGAUAACCAGCAAGAAGCCGUUGCUCACUACGGUUGCGAGAUUUGGGGUCAUCCACCGCAACAACUUGGCUCUUACAUCGCCACUUUCGUUACCGAAUUAGCCUUCUUUAGCCACAAGGAAAUAUACAGACACGCAAGAGCCGUGGCUUACACGGAUGUCGGGUUGAUUCUGAUCCGUGUUGUGUCUGUCCUCAGGAACGUAUCCUUGUACGUGGCUAAUCCCGUUUCACGAGAAUGCGUAGAAACUGAUCCUCCUUGGGUUGAACCAGAGGAGGACUACUGGAACCUAGGUUUAGCCACACGAACGGACGAAAACGGCGGCGUUUUGGGUUACAAAGUCGUUCUGCUCUACGAUGCAGAAAGCCGAUGGACAAACAGCUUUAAUUUGCUGAUAUAUUCGUCAGAGACUGGCUUAUGGAAACAAGAAACCGUACAGUUUCCUUACUCUUUUCACUACCGUCACGAGUUUAGCUAUUCCAUUAGCAUGAACGGACAUCUUCACUGGGUCGCUCGCGAUGACGUGAAUGAUGAUGAAGUGGUUGUAUCCAUCGACUUCUACGGUUCUGAUCAUCCCGUAUGUCGUGUUACGAGUUUCCCUGAUCUAGGAACGUCUCCACUAUUCCAAAGAUUCUGCACUGUUUCUCAAGGGAGUCUAAUGUAUAUGAACAUUGCCAGUCAAGGCGAUGAGUACCAUAAGUUAAGCGUAUGGAGGCUAAAGAGCAGCUGGGAAUGGAACCUAGUGUCUGAAAUAUCCUACAUUAGUUAUGAACACACUUAUAUCCCGUUGGCGAUAAACCCUUUUGAUGCUGAAACGGUCUACUUUUGGAGCAACGACUUGGACGACCAAUGUUUGGUAUCUAUGAACUUGGGCAUUGGCGAGUUUUUCAUCCACGGUAAGUCGGAACGUGGCAGCACUGAUGGUUGCCUUCUCAAGACCCCUGAAGGCAAGACUUUUAUACAACUCGCCCAAGAAUUUUCAUCGUUCGUUUUACCAAAGUGGCUGUAUCGGAUCCCCAACACGGUGACUAAUAAUAGUCGACAGCCCUGGUUCAUCUCUAAUCCUACUUUCAUAUGGUGA